UGAUAGUAAUUGUAAAUAUAGUAAUGAGUAUAAAAAUAGACAUAGUAGUGAGUAUAAAGAUGAUAAUAUGAGUGAAUAUAGUAAAAAAGAUGAGCAUAGUAAUGAGUGCAAAUAUGAUAAUGAAUGCAAAUAUAACAAUAAGUACAUACGUGAUAAUGAAUACAAACAUAGUAAUAAGUAUAAACAUGAUAAUAGGAAUGAGUAUUAUGAUUAUAAGCCUAAAUCAAAUCUUUUUAAAAAUUUGGAUAAUAAUGAUAGAAUUCAAAUGAUCUUUAAUAGUUAG
Molecule: messenger RNA, 283 nt
Organism: Racocetra persica
Lineage: Eukaryota; Fungi; Glomeromycota; Glomeromycetes; Diversisporales; Gigasporaceae
Source: the annotation of a GenBank genome assembly